AAUAUCCUCUCCGCCUAAAACCCUUCAACUUUGGUCUCUGAAUCUCCCUUCAUUCUUUGGUUCCAGACCCAAAAACCCUUCUCUGUUUUUGUUUGCUUUUGUCUUGUUUUGUUUUGUUUGUUUUGUCUCAAAUGGAGAUAGAGCAGAAACAAGCCCAGCUGAUCGAUCACUUCGUGAAGCAAGCCUCGACUCUCCAAGGCUCUUCUCUCGCCAGCCUCAUCGUCCAAGUCACCUCUCACAAUUCCCUCUUUGCUUUCUCUGAGAUUCUCGCCGUCCCCAAUGUCCUCCAGCUUCAAGGAACCGAAUAUGCUAUAUACAUUGAUAUGCUUCGCCUCUUUGCUCAUGGUACAUGGAGCGAUUAUAAAAGUAAUGCUAGUCUUCUUCCACCACUAGUCCCAGAUCAAAUUAUCAAGCUGAAGCAACUUACUGUGCUGUCUCUAGCUGAGACGAACAAGGUUCUGUCCUAUGAUCAACUCCUUGAGCAACUUGAUCUUUCAAAUGUACGCGAACUUGAAGACUUUCUUAUCAAUGAAUGCAUGUAUAUGGGCAUAAUCAGAGGGAAGUUGGAUCAUUUGAAAAGAUCUGUUGAGGUUCAAUUUGCAGCUGGGAGGGAUCUGAAACCUGGCCAGCUUGGGAAUAUAAUAGACACCUUAACGGAUUGGUUAGCCACUACCGACAAUGUACUCGUCACAAUUGAGGAGAAGAUCAAAUGGGCAGAUAAGAAGUGUGAGUUGAAUGCAACACACCAAAAGGAGGUCAAGGACAGAGUGGAAGAAGUGAAGAAGUCUCUUGGUCACGACAGGCCGCCCCGUGGAUACCGUGUUGAAGAUUUUAUGCUUGGUGAACAUGGUGGGUUAAUGGACUAUGAAGAAGAUCGCACGCGAAUGAAGAGUUUGUUCUUGCAGAAGAAGGUCGCCAAGGUUUUAAAAGUGCAAGAAAUCCGUUGAUAUCAAUCGGAUGGCGGUCAGAUUUUCUUUUCCAUGGCAUAUUGCAAUCAUAUGCAAAAACUGUCGAAUGAUCUUUUAAUCUUUCAAUUGAACCGUUGGAGAAGAGGUGAGGGUUCCUUUUAGCACAAUG
This is a messenger RNA of Fragaria vesca subsp. vesca, 1077 nucleotides long. Its product is annotated as COP9 signalosome complex subunit 7-like. The record is from RefSeq and is a predicted model, not a curated record. The transcript has 9 exons. Bases 132 to 947 code for a protein of 271 amino acids. NCBI's taxonomy places the organism in Eukaryota, Viridiplantae, Streptophyta, Magnoliopsida, Rosales, Rosaceae. Gene Ontology annotation, cellular component: COP9 signalosome.